UAAAUCUCCAUGUAUAACAUCAAGAAUCUUGUAUUUUAUCAUUUAAACACAUAUAAUGUUAGAAGGUUCAGUGUAUGGCGACAAUUGUCACCAGUGUGUGACCUGUCUACCGAAGUCUCCGCGGUGUUGAAUCACGCGAGCGAGCUUGCAAAACGAUCAGGAUCAGGGUCUAUAGAGAGUGAAUUUAUAGUGAAGUCACUGCUUGACAGUUGUUCUUCCUAUCGAAAAUGGCUUCGUACUAUUCGUUUGUCACCGGGGCCCAUUGCCACUGAAUUAGAUGAUUUCAUAAAAAGACGACGUUACACUAAUGGAGAAGAGCGGGUGGGACGAAGCAGCCAAUCUGCUAUUCUAUAUGCUCAAUCAUUAGCUCUGUCACGAAGUAAACCAGUAGGGAUCCUUGAACUUUCGGAAGCACUGUUAAAGUACGAUGACUUCUUGCGUGGAAUCCACCAACGCAGUGAUGCCGGAAAACCAAAGGUGGAUCAAAAUGCUGUUGAAGAAUGUCUGUACAAUCUGACAGAAGCAGCGAAAAAUGGCAGUGGUAACGUUUUUGUUGGCCGUGAGAAUGAGCUAGAACGUCUUAAGGGUAGUCUCAAUCGCAUGAGGAAGAAUAAUGUCUUAUUAAUCGGUGAGCCCGGUGUGGGCAAAACAGCUUUAGUGGAGCGUUUGGCCGUCGAUAUGCUACUUGAGGAUCCCAAUAUCACCGUAUAUAGCCUCGACCUCUGUAGGUUGUACUCUGGCCAGGGAACACGUGGUGAAUUGGAGGCUAAAUUGAAAUCAAUAUUCGAUACAGUGAAAAACGGAAAAAGCAUAUUAUUUAUUGAUGAAAUACACCAUCUGAUUCAAAAUCAAGAGAAUGGAGUGAAUGUGACUAAUCUUCUUAAGCCCAUUAUGACUUCGACUCUUGUAAAAAUCAUAGGAUCGACCACCGCAAAGGAGUACCAUCAAUAUUUUAGGCGUGACCGUGCAUUUGAGCGGCGUUUUGAAAUUCUACGUUUACAUGAGAACAGUGCAGAUGAAACUCUAGCUAUUUUGCAUGGAUCAAGGCCAUCAUUGGAAGAUUACCAUGGAGUCAAAAUUACUGACGACGCAUUGGUGGCAUCAGUGGAAUUAUCUACGAGGUUUAUACCGAAUCGUUAUUUGCCAGACAAAGCAAUAGAUUUGCUAGAUGAGGCUGCCAUGUUAUCUAAGCGCAAGCGUUCAUGCUCCAAUGAUUUAUUUGAAUUGCUACGACAUAAAACCGGGAUAAUAUCAGCGCUAUUGCGUGGUAAAUCUGGAAAUGAUCAACUAAAUCGAGUGCUAUCAGAAAUAGAAAGCAUGGAAUCACGAUACAAAUCACUGCACGGCAAGUUACGGGAUGUGCAGCAACAGCAGCAAAACCAUGAAAAGAAUGGUAAUCUCACGAAGGCAUCCGAGCUAAAGAACCAUAAAAUUCCUGAAAUCAUUAGAUUAAUUGUCCAAUUGCAAAGUGAUAUUAAAAUGGUAAUAAACAAAACCAUUGAGGAUUCUAAAGACAUGUUACCAGUGGAUAUGUUGAAUGAUGGCAACACUGGCGUGUCUCCAGCGUCUGACCCGGAUGUAUUCAGUGGAGUCUAUGUAGACAGGAUAGAUAUCGCAUCUGCUCUAAGUCAAAGUACAGGUAUACCUGUAUCUGUUGUGUUGCGAUCGCAAAUGGGCCAUUAUGAACAGGCAGUUCAACAAUUGUCCAACAUAGUGUUAGGGCAAAACGAGGCUGUGUAUAAAACACUACUCCACAUAUACAUGUAUAGCAGUUCUAUUGCUUCGGGAAGAAAGAUCGGGGCUGCAUUGUAUUAUGUAGGCCCACCUGGAGUAGGUAAGCGAUUGCUCCUUAACCACGUUUCGCGUAUGUUUGGCAUGGCUCUGAAGUACAUUUGCGGCAGUAACCUAGUGUCAUCGAAUGCAACCAAUAUACUAGUUGGGUCCCCUCCUGGAUAUAUUGGACAUAGGGAAGGUGGCAUGCUUUGUGAAUGGAUUAAAGAUCACCCUUAUGGCAUAGUGGCAUUCGAAGAUGCCCAUUUACUCCAUGUCAAUGUAGUCAAUCUGUUAAUAGGGGCUAUUGACAACGGAUUUUUAGUGGACAAUCAAGGAGAUCAAUGCAAUUUGCGCCAAUGCUUUUUCGUUUUUGUCAGUAAUGACCAUGAGCAACUAUCUCCACUUAUCAAGCAAAAUGCUGAUGAUGUAAUAUCAUUCGAACCGUUGUCCAAAGAGAGCGUAGAAAGGAUCAUAUGUAAAGAAUUGGCCAGCAUCGAUGUAGUUAAACUGAGAGCGUCGAAAGCGGCGCUUGAACACUUAUAUCACUUGGCCAUAGGCACCAAAUCCAUACCAAACCUAAUAUACCGUACAUUGGGGAGCAGCAUAGCCAAUUUAGUGGUAAGUGGCAGAGUGCCAAUAGGAGCGUCAGGUGAACUGAUCAUGAAAAGCGAAGUUAAUUUGCAUUGCAACCACUCAAUACACAUAUGUGACGAUAUGGUGUUGGUUCGCGAUGUAUAACAAAAAUAUUGAGAUUAAUUUUUUAAAUGAAGUUAUCAUUAAUGC
Molecule: messenger RNA, 2556 nt
Organism: Babesia bovis T2Bo
Lineage: Eukaryota; Apicomplexa; Aconoidasida; Piroplasmida; Babesiidae
Product: putative chaperone clpB
Exons: 1
Coding region: 10-2511 (833 amino acids)
Biological process (GO): cellular response to heat
Cellular component (GO): cytoplasm
Molecular function (GO): ATP binding; ATP hydrolysis activity
Source: RefSeq, a predicted model, not a curated record